Molecule: messenger RNA, 5846 nt
Organism: Labrus mixtus (cuckoo wrasse)
Lineage: Eukaryota; Metazoa; Chordata; Actinopteri; Labriformes; Labridae
Gene: myo3a
Product: myosin IIIA
Exons: 37
Coding region: 124-5484 (1786 amino acids)
Biological process (GO): protein phosphorylation
Cellular component (GO): myosin complex
Molecular function (GO): cytoskeletal motor activity; protein kinase activity; protein binding
Source: RefSeq, a predicted model, not a curated record
UGGCUCCUCCUCUGUGGUUUACAGCCAGGCCAGACUGGCCUGCCACCACGAUCAAGCUUACCUUUUGCACAUAAAUGGAUUAAUUUGUUUUUCAAAGAUGUUCCAAGUUUUAUAAAGAGAAAAAUGAGAUCUCUCCUCAACAUGUUUCCACAAUCAGGGAAAUCGAUUGUCUUUGACAACUUUCCAGAUCCAACAGACACUUGGGAAAUUAUCGAGACAAUCGGAAAAGGGACCUACGGAAAAGUCUACAAGGUGCUCAACAAAAUUGAUGGAAGCAAAGCGGCUGUAAAGAUACUGGAUCCAAUUCAUGAUAUCGACGAGGAGAUCGAAGCGGAGUACAACAUCCUCAAAGCGCUCUCUGACCACACCAACGUUGUCAAGUUCUACGGGAUGUAUUACAAGAAGGAUAUAAAAUGUGGAGAUCAGCUGUGGCUUGUCUUGGAGCUCUGCAAUGGUGGCUCUGUGACAGAUCUGGCCAAAGGCAUGCUGAAGAGAGGAGACAGGAUGGAUGAACCCAUCAUUGCCUUCAUCAUACACGAGGCCCUCAUGGGCCUCCAGCACCUGCACAUAAACAAUACCAUCCACCGAGACGUCAAAGGCAAUAACAUCCUGUUGACAACCCAUGGAGGGAUCAAGCUUGUGGAUUUCGGUGUUUCUGCCCAGCUGACAAAUACCCGCCUAAGGAGGAACACCUCUGUGGGAACUCCCUUCUGGAUGGCUCCCGAGGUAAUAGCGUGUGAGCAGCAGCUCGACUCGACCUAUGACGCUCGCUGCGAUGUGUGGUCGCUCGGCAUCACCGCCAUAGAGCUGGGAGAUGGAGACCCACCUCUGUCUGACCUCCACCCAAUGAGAGCCCUUUUCAAAAUACCCAGAAAUCCUGCUCCGACUCUCCACCAGCCCGAGCUCUGGUCAGACGACUUUAAUGACUUCAUCUGCAAAUGUCUUAUUAAGGACUUUGAGCUGAGACCAAAUGUGCUAGACCUGCUGCAGCACGUGUUCAUCAAACAGAUUGUCGGCAGAGAGAAAAUCCUGCAGAAGCAAUUGAUUGAACUCAUUGAUCUCAACCAACAAAUAGGAGCCAUUGAAAAAACAAGCCAUCAUGGAAAGACAGACAGACGCAGAGACAGUAAUGACAGGCAUGAGCGCAUGCACACUAAAAGAGGAAGCCACAUGAAGACGCCGAGUGACCCGGACGAGGUGGACGACCUCGCCACCCUCGAAGUUCUAGAUGAGAACACAGUCACAGAGCAGCUUCAGAGCCGCUAUGGAAGAGAUCAGAUUUACACGUACGUUGGAGACAUCCUCAUCGCGGUCAACCCUUUCCAUAAGAUGGAGAUAUACACUCCUCAGUAUACUAAGAUAUACAUCGGGGCUAAGCGUUCUGCUAACCCUCCACACAUCUUCGCUGUAGCUGAUAUCGCCUACCAGUCCAUGGUGUCGUACAACGCAGACCAGUGUGUUGUGAUCAGUGGAGAAAGUGGAGCUGGGAAAACAGAGAGCGCUCAUCUGCUGGUGCAGCAGCUGACUGUUCUUGGGAAGGCCAAUAACCGGACGCUCCAAGAGAAGAUCCUGCUGGUCAACAGCUUAGUUGAGGCUUUUGGGAACGCCUGCACCGUCAUCAACGACAACUCCAGCCGCUUUGGAAAGUACCUGGAGAUGAAGUUCACCUGUGGAGGAACUGUGGUCGGAGCGCAGAUAUCUGAGUACCUGUUGGAGAAAUCCAGAGUCAUCCACCAAGCUGUAGGGGAGAGGAACUUCCACAUCUUCUAUUACAUUUACGCCGGCCUCGCUGACAGGAAGAAACUCGCCCACUACAAACUCUCCGACAGCAAAACACCUAAGUAUUUGUGUAAUGACCACAUUAAACUUGGACCUGACAUAGUGAGCAACAGCUUCUACAAGGAGCAGUUUGAUGCGGUGGAGCAGUGUUUCAAAGUCAUUGGAUUCACCCUGGAGGAGCUGGGCAGUGUUUACAGCACUCUGGCUGCCAUCCUCAACUCUGGUGAUAUUGAGUUUUCUCCGGUUGCGUCGGAACAUCAAACAGACAAGAGCAUCAUCUCCAACAUUUCUGUCCUGGAGAACGUGGCGUCCCUGCUGUGCAUCCGCUCAGAUGAGCUCCAGGAAGCCCUGACCUCCCACUGUGUUGUGGCCCGAGGGGAGACGAUCGUCAGGCCCAACACGGUGGAGAAGGCAGGGGAGGUGAGGGACGCCAUGGCCAAGGCACUCUACGGCCGCCUCUUCAGCUGGAUCGUGAACCGCAUCAACGCGCUGCUGAGACCCGAGAGCAACCUGGGAGAGGAGGACAAGGGCCUGAACAUCGGCAUCCUGGACAUCUUUGGUUUCGAGAACUUCAAGAAGAACUCCUUCGAGCAGCUCUGCAUCAACAUCGCCAACGAGCAGAUCCAGUUCUACUUCAACCAGCACAUCUUCGCCUGGGAGCAGGAUGAGUACCUGAACGAGGAGGUGGAGGCUCGGAUGAUCGAGUACGAGGACAACCGGCCCCUCCUGGACCUGUUCCUACAGAAACCCAUGGGGAUGCUCUCACUUCUGGACGAGGAGAGUCGCUUCCCACAGGCCACCGACCAGACACUCGUAGACAAAUUCGACGAUAACCUCAAGACAAAAAGCUUCUGGAGACCAAAGAGGGUCGACCUUGGCUUUGGCAUCCACCACUACGCUGGAAAGGUGAUCUACAACGCCGCAGGCUUCUUAGCCAAGAACAGAGACAUGCUCCCAGCCGACAUCAUCCUGCUGCUGAGGUCGUCAGAGAACGAGCUCACUCGUAAACUGGUCACCCAUCCCCUCACCAAAACUGGCAACCUUGCCCACACCAAGGGUAAAGGCAUAAACACCUUGCGGACGCCGUCACGCACCAUCACCUUCGCCAAGAUGGGAGUGCUGACCUUGUACAGUUCUUUUUCUUUCACUGAGCCGGGUGAUCCUGGAGACACGCCGUACCAUCCAAGAGAAACCACCAACAUGAGAACGCAGACAGUGGCGUCCUACUUCAGAUACUCGCUGAUGGAUCUGCUGUCCAAGAUGGUGGCCGGGCAGCCUCACUUCGUCCGCUGUAUCAAACCAAACAACGACCGCCACGCCAACAAGUUUGACCGGGAGAAGGUUCUGGUUCAGCUGCGAUACACCGGAGUCCUGGAGACGGCAAAGAUCAGACGACAGGGCUACUCCCACCGCAUCCUGUUUGCUAACUUCAUUAAGAGGUAUUACAUUUUGGCUUUCCAUGCUCACGAGGAGCCAGACGUCACUCCAGAAACAUGUGCUGCAAUACUGGAGAAAGCCAAGCUGGAGAACUCGGCGAUGGGGAAGACAAAGGUGUUCCUUAAGUACUACCACGUUGAACAUCUGAACCUGAUGGUGCAGCAGGCCACACAGCGGAUUGUCCUGCUGCAGGCGUACGUCAGAGGCUGGCUGGGGGCAAAGCGAUACCGACGGAUAUUAAAAGAGCGACAACAGAGUGCUCUGGUGCUGCAGUCAGCUUACAGAGGUCAUAAAGCUCGGAAGAAGGUGAAUGACGACAAAAGCAAGGCAAAGUUUGAGGCCGUCAUUAUUCAGUUUCAGGCUGUCUGCAGGGGCUACCUUGCAAAAAAGAAAUACAAGGAGUUGGUGGAUGAGAAGAACAAUGCCGCAACCAAGAUCCAGGCCCGCUUCAGAGGGCACAAGGAGAGGAAGAAUUUCAAAGGAAAAAGGGAAGCCAAAGAGAAAGAAAAAGCAGAGAAGGCCGUCAAAGAAAAAGAGCAAGCGACUCCCGCACCAGAGAAGACCCCGGAUGAAGCAGAUUCCCCGACUUCAAGCGGUGAAGCAAACAACGAGGAAGAGGAAACCAAGGCUGCCGUGGUUCUCCAGAGUAACUUCAGGGGCUACAAAGAGAGAAAAAAGUUUAAGGAAAGAAAAAAGGCAGAGACUGAAUCAGAGGUUCAGCAGAAUGCAGUGAUGGAAACUCAAGUUGAGACAGAACCUACAAGCAAUGACGAGAGCGGGGAAAAGACAGCCGAUAACAAAGAGGAGAACGAUGAAGAUGAGAGCACAUAUGAAGCAGAGGAGAAUUUCGACAGCGAUGACACAGAGGUGCCAGAUGAUGAAGGACACACGGAAGUGGACGAAGACGCACCGAUCGAGGACGCAGUGGCGGCAGAUGUCUGGCAAGAAGAGCAGGAGAACAAGUUGCAGAAUGGACAGGAAGAGUCGGUCACCAUAGAAGAAGAAACCAAGGCCGCCACUGUUCUGCAGAGUAACUUCAGAGGUCACAAAGAGAGGAAGAGGCUGCAGGAAGAAGGGAAGAUCCCUGCUAAGAAUCAGAAAGCGAAAAGUCCUGAGAGAGAAGCCGUUUCUUCAAGUGAUGUCAAAACAGAAGACCAAGACGAAGCCAAAGCAGCAGUGGUACUCCAGAGCAACUUCAGAGGCCACAAGGAGCGCAAACGACUCGAGGAGGAAGGAAAGAUCCCCAAAAAGAGGAAGAAGGAGGUACAAAAAUCAGUGCCAGAAGCAGCACCUGAGGAGGAGAAAGCUGCGACCGUCCUGCAGAGUAACUUCAGGGGCCAUCGAGAGCGAAAAAAAAUGAAAGCAGAGAGAGAAGCUAAACAUAAAGCGAAGGAAGAAGUUGAUUACGACAUGGCAGAGGAGGCAACGGAGGACACUGUGGAUAUAUCUGAUGUGGUGAUCGAACGCAAAGACGAGACGGAUGCUGAAAAGGAAAGGCUCGAGGAAGAGCAGGCCGCAGUGAAGAUCCAGAGCAACUUCCGAGGUUAUAAAGACAGAAAGAACCUGAAGGCCAACAAGCAAUCAGCAACGAAAGAAGCUGCUCAGCUAGACAGCUUCUCCACAGAGAUCACAAAGGUUUCCCAGGACUUCGUGGCCCUGCAGCACAAGUUGAAUGAAAUCAUCGAGGCCCAUCAAUCGAACCCCGAGAAGAACGGCAUGUUUGUGAGAGGGAAAACAAUGAACGGCCAUGCUAACCAGAACAACCAAUCGACUGAUAAGAGAAUGUCUCGGACCCCCCGCAGGACCCAGCAGCCAAAAACCCUCAACACCCCAGAGGACUCCACCUAUUACAACUUAAUCCAUCGGUCUGUCCAGGACGAUAAACGAAAGCCCAGGAAAGAGGAUCCGGGGAAGCUGCUGGAUGUGGACGACCAGUACUACAGAGAACUGUCCACCAGCAGGUCUGAGCCGUCCCUCCCCACAGAGUACGCGUCCCCCAGCACCACGCCAGAGAGACGGAUGUCCGUAGAGAGGAGAAAGUCAAUGGACAGGAGGAGGUCCAUGGACAGGAGACAUUCUUCUGUAGCCGGCAGGCAGCCCCGAGAGCGUGCCGUCACCGAACCACGACCUCCGAAGCGUGCAAAUGACAACAGGCGCUCUGUUCCCAGAAUGACCUCCACCGAGAGUCAUGCUGAGGAGAACCCGUACGACUUCAGACACCUACUGAGGAAGACCUCCCAGAGACGAAGGCUCAUCAAACACUACUGAACACAUGACCCAACUUUUUUUUAAGCCGUUUGGCACACAGUCCGUCCAGAUCUGUAUAUUUAUGAGUAUGUAUUUAGCUAAUGAAUAGAACGUCUGACUGCUUGAUCAUCCAUCACCACCAGUCUUAUUCAUCUACAUGCAGCUUAGACAGGAUGACGCUUUAUGUAAAUAAUAAACACCUUUAACACUGGCUGUAAAUGAAGGUUUUAUUUAUGUAGCUUGUAAAGUAGACUAUGCUCAUUUUGCUGCAUCGGUUUCCGGCUGGGUUUGAAUUCAUCCAUAAACAUUUCAACAUGAAACAAAAUUGUGUAAAAUAUCUAUAGAUCAUGUAAAUAAAAAAAAGCCAUGCUCUUACACAUGAA